This is a messenger RNA of Pomacea canaliculata, 3433 nucleotides long. Its product is annotated as potassium channel subfamily K member 2-like. The coding region runs from base 1174 to 2070 and encodes 298 amino acids. The record is from RefSeq and is a predicted model, not a curated record. Gene Ontology annotation, cellular component: membrane. The transcript has 7 exons. Gene Ontology annotation, biological process: potassium ion transmembrane transport; stabilization of membrane potential. Gene Ontology annotation, molecular function: potassium ion leak channel activity. Lineage: Eukaryota; Metazoa; Mollusca; Gastropoda; Architaenioglossa; Ampullariidae.
UAAAAUACACAUCUGUUGUCACCGCAAGAAGUCGCUGCAACGACACUGUCGUCCUCAGCACACAUGGUGUUGCCUGCGAGUCACUCACGAUGCCGUCUGCCAGCAUCCAUAAUGUUAAUUGUCUGCAGCACGCGUGGUGUCGUCUGUGAGCACUCAGGGGGGUCGUCUGCAACGACUGGUUCUGGCUGAAGAUGAUGAACAAACAAGCAAACGCGCAUAGAAUUGUAUACAUAAACAUAUCCCAACCCAGCCCACUCACACACUCAUGCACGAGCACACGCAUACGCAUACGCAUACGCAUCUAACAAGAAUGAAAUUCUUUGCGCUGUUGUAAUAUCUGAAAAGAAAUGUGUUCGUCAUGCUUUUCAGCAUCAGGUGCUACAUGUUUAAAGCACUCCUCAGUCAACAGUCUAGAAAAAGGGUCAGUAGUGGCAUGUGUAUCAAAGCUCUAGCAGCAACAGCACCGCCGGAGAGGACUGCUGGGUUUCGUGACCGACAGAAGCCGUAAUUGCAACCGAGGACUGCUGCCCUGGCUUCCAGUUCCACUUUGUCGACGUAGGCAGCGGUGGAGCUUCAGCCAGGCUGCAACCUUACGUAGGACUGCGACACACAGACGGACACAAUGAUUCCUGGGAAUGUUCCGGUGGACUGGUCUUUGGCGCUGUUCGCAUCCCCUGUAAUAUGGAUUUGAUCGUGACGACGGUUGCUGCACCGGGAUCCGGGAGCUUGGGCUGAUCACGUCCAUCACCACUGAUGGCGGCCUGCUGGAUCCAUCUGCAUGUUUAGCUCGGCUCGGACAGGCCACGAUUAUCGGAGUGCCUCCCAUCCUCCCAUACGUCCUCUCCUGCGCGCUUCUGUGUCUGGUGUAGAGUUUGGUCGAUGCUGGCAGUGAUCUGUGAGCUCUUACCAAGCCUGCAGAACUUCCCACGCUGACCACCAUCUCUACAACUGUCAACAACAGCAGUGUUCUUUGAUUUAAAAAAAAAUCAGAACAAACCCAGACGUGCCUACCAUCACCUACGCUAACCUAAUCCAUCCCAGCCAGUGCUCCGAGAUUCCCUGUUCUGUUUGUGUUUAUUGCGAGACAAAUACCACACUCCCUGCUACCCCACCCACCGACACCCACACACCUCUAUCUUUUUAACACCGGGGGACUUGUGUAUAGAUAUCCAGAUGACAGCGACGAUGAUGGAAACAAGGAGAUUACUCGUUCUGUUAGCCGUGAUGACAGUGUAUCUGUGCGUUGGUGCUGCCGUCUUUAAUGCCUUGGAGGCUGGCGACGAGAGAGGACGAAAGGAUGAACUGGAGAGGAGCAUUAGCUGGUUUAUCUCUAACUACACCUGCGUGGACGAAAGUCACCUAAAGCGUCUGCUCCGACAAGCUAGUAUGGACGGUGAACUCGUCUUCUACAUCAUCAACAAUAAGACUCACCUGGACAGGUGGGAUUUCAGCGGCUCCUUAGGCUUUGCUAUCUCCGUUGUGACUACUAUCGGUUUCGGUAACCUGGCGCCUCACACGAAUCCAGGCAAGAUAAUGUGUGUGAUCUACGCCUUUGUGGGCAUCCCCUUCAUGAUGGUGCUACUGGCAGGCAUAGGAGACAUGCUGAUGGUGGCACUGAAGCGGAUUGCCAAUCUCAAGCUGUGUCCCAAAAAGCGACGGGUUAAUCGCAUUCUCAACAUGCUGGUCAUCAUCGUACUGGGCAUCGUAGUGGGCUUCCUGGUACCAGCCACAGUGUUUCACAUUAUAGAAGACUGGCAUAUCUUGGAGGCUCUCUACUUCUGCUUCACUACCCUCUGCACAAUUGGUUUUGGUGAUUACAUUAUAGGCAUCCACGAACAGCGCAUCUCUGAGGGCCCGCUACACGAGGCGUAUGAAGUGCUUGCUUACAUCUGGAUUCUGUUCGGCCUUUCCUACGUCUCGCUCAUCAUCAAGUACAUCAGUGACAUUCUCGCUUCUAAUGCAGAGCUAGUGGAGCGAAAAACUGUACAACGGCUUGAGUCUUUUUUGGGGGUUCAAUUUUGCAGGCUGAAAAACGGAGACUGGGUAGCGAACUGUGGAAGUCUGGCUUAAGGAGUGCUUCUAUAAACAGCAAUAAAACGACCGAGUCCUUUGCACUUGAAAACGAGGUGAAUGGGGUGGAGCUUCUCAGUGUCAACUACAUCUAGAACAUGUAGCCAGACAUGGGAGAAAGUUUAUGAGGGUUAGCUCUCUAUGGACACUGGAGAUCAGACCUGUGAGCCUUGAAGAGAUGAGCCGAAAGCAUGACAGUCAUGCCAGGUCUCCAUUCAGCUUUCAUUAGCUGGUGUUGGCCAGAAUUAGUGGGACAGCUCCACUCUUAACACUGGCGCAUACAACCCUGUACAAUGGGUAUACAUGGACAUCCGUGCUUCUUGCUCAACCCCUCAUCUGCACAGCAGUCCAUGGCUCCUGCAGACCUGUAAAAGGUUUCCAGCCAACGCAGCUGUGGAUGGUGCUAAAAAUGUGCACUUGGUAGUGGAACAGUUGUUCAGCGGUCCAUAAGUUUAACCAUGGUUCUUAUCAGUGUAAAAAAAAAAAACAAAUCCGACUCAAAAUGUAUACUGCAUUACAUUUUUUGACUGUAUAUUUAUGUUAAUAUUUUCUUACAAGGAUAUUUGAAAAGUAAAGUGAACUUCUUUGGCAGUUGGACAAACAUCCAGUUCAGCAGCUGCGCCACUUCUAUGACCAAAGAACAAAAACCUUGUCUGCACGUCUUUAACGUCAACAGCUUGUUGUAUAUGAAUGUGCCACUUCAAAUUCAGUUUUAAAUAAACACUGUUUUUCAGGUUACAUAUAAAAUGAGUUGAAUCAAAAGGUGUACCCAGAUUUAUAGGCUUUUACAUGGCCAUUUAUCCGGCUCGCGUCACUAGUUUGUCUGUUGGGUCGUAGCAAUGAAGCGAGGCAACAUGGGGAACUGAAGGACAUGCGACUUGUUUCUGAAGUCAUAAAGCAAAGUGCAGCCCCUGCAGAUGUUUUAGCCCUAGAGUCAUAGUUAUAAGACAGUGGCAAAUGUCAUAUGAUAAACAAACAUGAAGCAGUGUUCACAAAGGCCAUGAUACUGCUUUAUUACUUUGAAAACAAGACAUUUUUCCUUCUGUUCAUCAUUUUGCCCUGGGGGAAAGACUUUUCUCUCGUAACUAUAUGACCUGUGAAAGAGACUGUUUAUAACCUUUCUUACACAAUUUUCUCUGCACAAUAAGCUUGUCGUUCUUUUGCUUUCCAUCCUUGUGUUUUUUAACAAGAUACAUGUCAAAUGUUGAAUGUCAGUUAUAGAGACAAUAUUAAAUGCAAAAUCAUCCUGAGGAAUUUGUACUUUGCACUCAGAGAAGAAUGAGUGAGCAGGAGUUUUGAGUAAAUUUUAGUUGCUUAGACAUGGAUAAAAUGUAAAAUAAUAGCACUCAAAAAAUAUUCUUAA